Molecule: messenger RNA, 2493 nt
Organism: Parathielavia appendiculata
Lineage: Eukaryota; Fungi; Ascomycota; Sordariomycetes; Sordariales; Chaetomiaceae
Exons: 3
Coding region: 1-2493 (830 amino acids)
Biological process (GO): DNA-templated transcription; regulation of transcription by RNA polymerase II
Cellular component (GO): nucleus
Molecular function (GO): DNA-binding transcription activator activity, RNA polymerase II-specific; zinc ion binding; RNA polymerase II cis-regulatory region sequence-specific DNA binding
Source: RefSeq, a predicted model, not a curated record
AUGGCCGUCACCGAGGCGCCUGCGUUGCGCUCGGCGCCGUCUCCGCUGCAGAGCACACCACCUGCCUCCGCGGGGAAUCCAGGGACCAUGAAGCCCGGGGAGCCCAGGCGGCGCAACCGGCCUGCCCUCUCGUGCAUCCAGUGCAGAACACGCAAGAUCCGUUGCGACCGCAACGAGCCAUGCGCCAGCUGCAUGAAGUCUAAGAUCGUCAACUGCACCUACGAGGAAGCCCGUCGCCCGAAACCCCGGUUAUGGAGGCUUUCUCCGGCCCCGGCAGCCGCGGCGCCUUGCCCCGAACGCUCGCCGUCAUCGAAUGACGAACGCGCGUCUGUUGGCUCGGCCUUCACCUUCAGGGACAUGGCGUUGCCGGCUCCGCCCCCAACCUCGAAUCCUUCCUGUCCCGGCUCCGGUGCUGCGCCACCCGGCAAGAGCGCCGAGCCCCCGUCAGCCGUGAGUCCGCGUUCGACGCUCCAGUCGCAUCAUUCCGACUCAGCGCCCGGGACCAUGAGUCCACUCGGCAACACGGCCGCACUCGCCGAGCGGGUCCGGCAGCUGGAACAGCAGCUCGCCGAUGCCCUAAGGCGCCCGGACUAUAGCUCACCACCGUCGCGCUCGGCGCACGGAACGCUCUCCCCGGACCAUCCUCACCUUCCCCGGCCGUAUGGCCCAAGGUUCCUGACGAACGGCGACAAACUCUUCCCCUUGGUUGUCAACGUCGCCGACCGCGUUGAGGCAGACAAGAACUGCGACGCGUACUUUGCUCUACAGAAAUGCAGGGAUCUAAGCAGGACCAUCUCAUCCACAAGGGCUGCGACAUCCGCCCCAUGGCAGUUGGGCACAUCCAUCCCUCCUGAGGAAACAGCUCACCGACUCCUCGACGCGUAUUUCAGAACUUUUGAGACCGUCUACAGGAUCUUGCACCGGCCUACCUUCUGUCAGGCCUAUCAGAAGUACUGGGAGAACCCUGCAGCUGCCGAUCCGACGUUUGUGGUCCUCUUCCAACUCUGCAUGGCCAUCGGAACCUGCUUCCAAGAUGACGUGGCCGCUCUGCGCCGCUCUGCUGCUCAAUGGAUACACGAGGCCCAGGUCUGGCUUGUUUCGCCCACCGAGAAGUCUCUCGUCAGUUUUGCUGGCCUGCAGGUCAUGUGCCUGCUUCAUCUAGCGAGGGAAACCUGCGGCGUUGGAGGCGACUUGUCCUGGAUCGGCGCCGGCUCCCUGCUGCGAACUGCUAUGCACCUUGGCCUUCAUCGCGACCCGAAUGGCCAACCAAGCAUAUCGGUAUACGAAACAGAGAUGCGAAGGCGGCUGUGGGCUUCCAUCUUGGAAAUUGUGUUACAGUCCAGCUUGGACUCGGGCGCACCGCCUCUUCUCGCUUUGUCCGACUUCGAGACGCGGCCACCAUCCAACUACGAUGAUGACCAGAUUGCCGAGAACGCCCAGCUCCCAUCAAUACCUCGACCCCCAAACGCCUUCACCCAGACCACAGUUCAGAUCGCGCUCCUUCGCUCUUUUCCCGUACGUCUGGCGAUUGCCCACUAUGUCAACCAUUUCCGCUCUCCGGUCACCUUCGAGGAGACGUUGAAAUGGAACACCGAAUUGACCAACGCGUGCCGAGCACUGUCCGCGACCCUUCAACCGUUCUACGACCCAGCCGGCAUCCUUCCCAAACGCCUCUCAUUAUUCCAGCUGCGCCUGGCGGAGCACAUGGUGCAUCGCUUCUUCCUGGCGCUCAACUACCCCUGGCUUUGGUCGGCGCAUAAGAACCCCGCGUAUUACUUUGCACGGAAGAUGUGCGUCGAGACGUCUCUCAAGCUUUAUCGAGCCAUUGCCACCGGGUCUCCGGCCGGGGACUCGGGGACCGCAAGUCAGUCGGACGAUUUCACGAGGCUUGCUACAUGCGGCUACGGGGCGUUCCGAUCCGUUCCCACUUUGGCAGUCUUGACGAUUUGCUUGGAGCUUCUUUGGCAGGUCCAAGAGGAUCGGUCCUUCCAGCAGAGCAUGAGCAUCGAUCACUCGAUAGAUCGGUCGACGGCGUCGGGCAACGAACCUGAUGUCAACAGCUCCGUCGGCAUGGGCAUCGGCAGCGGUGCCGCCCCUCGGCAGGAGCUGCUGGAAGCUGUGAAGUACUCGAUAGGCUGGACCGAGCGGCGCAUCCGGUGCGGCGAGACCAACGCCAAGGGAUAUCUCCUUUUUUCUGCACUCCUGUGCCAGGCUCAAGCCCUCCAGCGUGGCGUUCGUGACUCAGAUGUCGAGCGGCUCGUGUUGAGCACCGUUAGCGAGGACUUGAACGGGUGCCUGCUCCUGCUGAAGGACGCCGCGGGCCGUGAUCCCUCGUUUGCGGUGGCAGGAGGGGUGGCGAAUGGUGGGACCACGCUAGACGCAACGGCGGACGCGGCGAGGGGUUCCAGACCGGACGCGAGAGAGGCGGCGCGGACGCGGGGGUUCAACUCCAUCUUCAACAUACAUGACGCUGACUUCUUCAUCGGCACCUGA